AUGACCUCCUGGACCUCGUUGCUAGUUGCCCUGGUGCUGCUCUGCUCUAGCACCCUCUGCUCCCUGGUCUGUGACCUGACUCAGGGUCUCCAGGAAGACUUCUCACUUUUGAACCAAGUAAGUACGUUUUCCCUGGUGCCAUGCCUGAAGGACAGGACCAACUUCAACUUCCCAAAGGAAGCCAUGGAGGGCAGCCACAUCCAGGGGGAGGAUGCCAAAGUCAUUGUUCAUGAAAUGCUCCAGCAAAUCUUCAACCUCUUCAGCCAGAAUGCUGCUCCUGCCACUUGGAAUCAUAUCCAGCUAAUGCAACUGCUCAUUGGAUUAAAUCAGCAGCUGGAAGAACUAGAAAGAUGCCUCGGGCAGAAUGUGGAGUGGGAAGAGCCUUCCUUGGAGAGUGAGAGCCUCAGGCUGGCCCUGAAGAGCUACUUCAGAGGGAUAAGUCAGUACCUGCAAGGAAAAAAGUACAGCCGCUGUGCCUGGGAGAUCCUACGAGUAGAGAUCAGGAGGGUCUUUCUGUUCAUGAGUAAACUGACAAGAAAACUCAGAGAAUGA
Messenger RNA from Trichosurus vulpecula (common brushtail), 552 nucleotides. RefSeq names its product interferon alpha-16-like. Gene Ontology annotation, molecular function: type I interferon receptor binding; cytokine activity. Gene Ontology annotation, biological process: response to exogenous dsRNA; natural killer cell activation involved in immune response; defense response. The transcript has a single exon. Lineage: Eukaryota; Metazoa; Chordata; Mammalia; Diprotodontia; Phalangeridae. The coding region runs from base 1 to 552 and encodes 183 amino acids. The record is from RefSeq and is a predicted model, not a curated record. Gene Ontology annotation, cellular component: extracellular region.